AUGAAUGUAUCCUGCUUUGGAUUCAGAAUACUAGUCGAUUUUGCUUCAUUGGUUAUAGCUCUUUCUAUCACCAAAAGAAAAGACUAUAACAAAAACCUAAAUGUGAAGCCUGGAACUAAAAUGGCUCGAAUUUGGUCCCGAACCAAUUGUGCCUUUGACAAAUCAGGUCGUGGCCGGUGCCAAACCGGAGAUUGUGGAGGACUCCUCCAAUGCCAAGCCUAUGGUUCACCCCCAAACACCCUAGCCGAGUAUGCCCUAAACCAAUUUGGCAACAAGGACUUUUUCGACAUUUCACUUGUAGACGGGUUCAAUGUUCCAAUGGAAUUUAGUCCCACGUCUAAUGGGUGCACCAGGGGGAUCAAAUGUGCUCAAGAUAUCAAAACGCAGUGCCCUAAUGAGUUGAAGGCUCCAGGUGGCUGCCACAACCCUUGCACUGUGUACAAAACUGACAAGUAUUGUUGCAAUUCUGGGAGAUGUGGGCCUACAAAUUUGUCCAAGUUUUUUAAGGAUCGGUGUAGGGAUGCUUAUAGUUACCCUAAAGAUGAUCCAACUAGCACUUUUACUUGUCCUGGUGGGACUAAUUACAAGGUUGUGUUCUGCCCUUGAAUCACGUUGUUUCUCCAAGUUAUGUUGUGUGG
Messenger RNA from Prunus avium (sweet cherry), 638 nucleotides. The record is from RefSeq and is a predicted model, not a curated record. Lineage: Eukaryota; Viridiplantae; Streptophyta; Magnoliopsida; Rosales; Rosaceae.